This is a messenger RNA of Zychaea mexicana, 390 nucleotides long. RefSeq lists its product as uncharacterized. The transcript has 4 exons. The coding region runs from base 1 to 390 and encodes 129 amino acids. The record is from RefSeq and is a predicted model, not a curated record. NCBI's taxonomy places the organism in Eukaryota, Fungi, Mucoromycota, Mucoromycetes, Mucorales, Lichtheimiaceae.
AUGAAAAGAUUAAAGAGAAUCGAGGAUAAUCAAAGAAAACGUCAAAAGAAGUCGCAAGAGAUUAUAUUCGUGGCUCAUGACAAAAUUACUUUACCUAAACGAUCUGGAACUUUGGGUAGCAAUUUAUAUGCUUUAUCAAAUCAAUUUAAUGGUGAUGAUAAUAGAUCCAAGUACUUGAAAAGUCUUUCAUUGAACGGAAUUCUGGACAUUUCAAGUUCUGGACAAGAUUCUCAAGUUGGUAAAUUAGAUUUAUCAUUAUCAUCCAACGUUAUGAAGAAGCUUAAAACAACUGUCACCGGAUAUGAAGUUGACAUUACCCAAAUCACAGAUUUGACCAAGUUUGGAGCAACACAUCCACAAGUCACACAUGCUAGAAUCCAGUUAUAUUAA